AUGGCAGUGAUUUCGCAUCUUCGUGAGGCCCUCGGCCGCAAGCCGGCCCCGGUCGACGACUCACCCAUGACCAUCACCACGGCGCCGGAAACCGCCAACAACAUCGAUGAUAAGGAACUGGGUGAGAUCCCGCCUGACGACGAGAAGCCGGGCGAGGAGCAGAGGGUCAGCCAGGAGGUUCAGCAUGGUGUCAAGUUGGCGCAGGCUUUGACCUUGACGUGGGGCAAGAAAUCGCUGAUUGCCAUCUUCAUCUUCAUGUGGUUUCUGUACCUCACCAACGGAUUCCAGAGUUCCGUGCUGUCUAGCUUGACGCCGUAUGCCGCCAGCGACUUUGAGUCGCACUCGCUCCUCCCCGUCAUCGACAUUGUGUCCAGCGCCAUGACGGCUUCGGUGUACAUCCCGCUGGCCAAGAUUCUGGAUCUUUGGGGCCGAGCGGAGGGGUUCUUGCUCAUGGUGCUCUUCGCGACGCUGGGUAUGAUUAUGUUGGCCGCCAGCCAGAACCUCGCCACGUACUGUGCCGCUACCGUCUUUUGGCAAGUCGGCUGGUCCGGUCUCACGUAUAGCAUCGACGUGAUCACGGCGGACUCGACCCACGUCAAGAACCGAGGGCUGGCGUUCGCCUUCACCUCUUCGCCUUACAUCAUCACGGCGUUUGCCGGUCCCAAGGCCGCUGAGGGCUUCCUGAACAACGUCAACUGGCGUUGGGGCUUUGGCUGCUUCUCCAUUGUCUUGCCCGUCGUCGCUGUGCCCAUGUACAGCAUCCUGAAGUGGAACAUUCACAAGGCCAAGAAGCGCGGCACGCUGGUGCGCGAGCCUAGUGGCCGUAGCUUUGUGCAGAAUGUUUGGUGGGGUCUGAUCGAGUUUGAUGUCCUGGGAAUUGUCCUCUUCGCCUGCGGUCUCGUCACCUUCCUGCUCCCCUUUUCCCUCGCGAGCACUGCCCCAGACGGCUGGAAAUCAGCCUACAUCAUCGCCAUGAUCGUCACGGGCUUCGUUGUCCUCGCCCUCUUCCUUCUCAACGAGCUCUACCUUGCGCCCAAGCCCUUCCUCAAGUUCGAGUUCUUCUCCGACAGGACCGUCAUCGGCGUCUGCGUCCUCGACAUCACGUACCAGGUCGCCUACUACUGCUGGAACAGCUACUUCACCUCCUUUUUGCAAGUCGUCAACGAUCUCUCCGUCUCCAACGCGGGCUACGUCGGCAACACUUUCGACGUCGUCUCGGGCGUGCUCCUCUUCAUCGUCGGCUUCUCCAUCUCCAAGACGGGCCGCUUCCGCUGGCUCCUGAUGGUCGGCGUGCCGCUGUAUACCUUUGGCCAGGGGCUCAUGAUUUACUUCCGCCAGCCGGGUCAGAGCGUCGGAUACCUGGUCAUGUGCCAGAUCUUCACGUCCAUUGGUGGCAGCGUCUUUAUCCUGUGCAUGCAGGUCGCUAUCCUGGCGGCCGUGGACCACCAGCACGUCGCCGCCGCGCUCGCGCUCCUGAGCGUCUGCGGCAACAUUGGCGGCUCUGUGGGGAACACCAUCUCUGCGGCCAUCUGGACCAACACGUUUGAGAAGGCUCUGGAGCGGAACCUUCCCGAGUCUGCGCUGGAGAGUCUGGCGGAUAUCUAUGCGGAUCUCGAUACGCAGCUGAGCUAUCCCGUGGGCAGCGAUGAGCGACUCGCUAUCCAGAACGCAUACGGAUAUGCUCAGACGCGGAUGCUUGCCGCUGGAACUUCGGUGAUGGUGUUUGGGUUCAUUGCUAUUUUCAUGAUUAAGAAUUACAACUUGAAGGAGAUGAAGCAGACCAAGGGUCUCGUGUUGUAA
Colletotrichum paranaense is the source of this 1800-nucleotide messenger RNA. Its product is annotated as MFS siderochrome iron transporter MirB. The record is from RefSeq and is a predicted model, not a curated record. The transcript has 4 exons. The coding region runs from base 1 to 1800 and encodes 599 amino acids. Gene Ontology annotation, molecular function: transmembrane transporter activity. Gene Ontology annotation, biological process: transmembrane transport. NCBI's taxonomy places the organism in Eukaryota, Fungi, Ascomycota, Sordariomycetes, Glomerellales, Glomerellaceae. Gene Ontology annotation, cellular component: plasma membrane.